CGGCUUCCGAUUUCCCCGCCGCUCGGCUCGGCGGCCUCGCGCGCUCCCGGUCCGGCCGGCAGACGCGCCAUGGGCCCCGCGCGCUGGUUGGCGCUGGGCGGCCUCCUCGCCCUGGCCGGGCUGCUGGAGGGCCGGCUCGUGCGCAAGGAGGAAGCCGGCUUCGGCGAAUGCAACCGCUUCUUCUACGCCGGGACCCCGCCCGCGGGGCUGGCGGCCGCUGCCCACGUGAAGAUCUGUCAGCGAUCCGAGGGCGCCGAGCGCUUCGCCACCUUGUACAGCACCGGGGACCGCAUCCCCGUGUACUCGGCGUUCCGCGCCGCGCAUCCCGCGCCGCUGGGCGCAGAGCAGCGCUGGCUGGUGGAGCCGCAGAUCGAUGACCCCAGCAGCAGCCUUGAGGAGGUGACUGAUGAGGCAGAUGCCACCAGCUCUGUGAACAACCUGGGAAGCAAGCAAGCCUUGAACGCUGAUUACCUGGGCUCUGAUUACCAGACAGGACAGCUCUACCCAUUCUCCCUCAGCAGUGACCCCCACACGGCCACGUUCACUCUCACCAAUGCCGCUCCGAUGACCCCAUCCUUCCAGAAACAGUGGUAUCUGACUCUCAACAGCCUGAUGGACCUGGCCCUGAGCCCACAGUGUGGCAAUGGGGAAGAGCUCUAUAUCCUCACAGGGGCCGUGCCCUCCGACCUCAAGGUCAAAGACAAAGUGACCAUCCCUGAGUUUGUUUGGCUGGCUGCCUGUUGCGCUGUCCCUGGAGGAGGCUGGGCCAUGGGCUUUGUCAAGCACACCCGGGACGGGGAGGUCAUAGAAGAUGUGAUGGUGAAAGAGCUCGAGAAAUUGCUUCCAUUCAACCCUCAGCUGUUCCAGGACAACUGUGGGGAAAUGGAACAAGACACAGAGAAAAUGAAGAAGAUCCUGGAAAUGGUUAACCAAGUCCAGGACGAGGAGCGGAGGGCGCACACUGAGGGAGCCUCCAGAACCCCUUCUAGCACAAGGAGCACGAGAUCCGCUCUGCUGCCUCCAGAAACUUCUGGGGAAAAGAGCAGCCUUUUGGGGAAACUCUUGGGCUUCAUCACUACCCCAUUCAUCAAACUUUGCCAAUUAAUUUAUUGCCUUGCCAUAGGAAUCCUGAAGUACACUGUGUAUUUCGUGUGGUAUGUCACCAAGCAGGUGACCUAUGGUCUGGAAAGCUGCCUUUAUCGCCUGGGUUCAGCCACCAUCUCUUACUUCUUGGCCAUUGGGGAGGAGCUGGCCAGCAUUCCCUGGAAGGUGCUCAAAGUCAUGGUCAGGAUCACCAGGGCCAUUCUCCGGAUCCUCUGUUGCCUGCUGAAGGUUGUCUGCCGAGUUCUGGGCCUCCCCGUCCGAGUCCUUGUGGACGUAGCCACCUUCCCUGUCUACACCGUGGGCGCGGUUCCAAUCGUGUGCAGGGACAUUGCAGUGGGCCUUGGUGGCAUCAUCUCUCUGCUCUUUGACACCGCUUUUGGCACCAUGGGUGGCAUAUUUCAGGUCCUUUUUAAUGUCUGCAAGCGGAUUGGCUUUAAGAUUACUUCUGACAAUCCUGGGGAGUUAUAGAACUUGAAAAACUGAGUGCCCAGUCACAGUGAAUUUGAUUUUUUUUUUUUUUUUAAAAAAAGCUGGAAGAGAAAGCUGGAAUAUUUUAUCUAUACAGUGGAUUUCUGUUCACUGUCAAUUAUCAUAGUUUGGCCUUUGGUGGGGGUAUCUGCACAUUUUUUGCCAAGGGAGAUGGUACAGUUUAGACUUGACCCAAGAGAAAUGUUCAGGGUGGGAUUGUGUGUAGGUUGUCUGCUAAAAUGUGGGUGAACUUCCCAGCUGUAACCUUCAGUUAUUCUCUCUGACACAGAGGACCACCUAUGAUAUGCUGCUGGUCAUUUUGAUCAUUAAAAAGUUAUAGGAGAGGGAAGAACUAGAAGGAGGACAACUUUAAACCAAAGGGUUUUUGAGAAAAGGAGAAAGGCAUCUUGUUCCUCUGAUUACUCUCUGAGACUUAAGCAAAACUGACAUAAAUAUUCCUGGCCAGUUUGUUAUCAUGUGCUUCUCUUUCUCCCCAACUUGGCUGACUUGGCGAGGUGCAGACGUGCUUCCCUAUUGAAAUAAGCUUUCUUAGGAUAUAGAAUCUCCUAUAUCCCUUAGCUUUCCAUGGCUCCCAAGGACCUGGAAUGUUGAUUUUGGUGUUUAUCUAAAGUUGAAUUCUGCUGCAUUUUUUUUCCUUUUAGGUAAUGAUAAGCAUUUUAUGCCAGUCGUGGCAUAACAAAUUCUGAAUGCAAAGAUUAAGAUCAUUUGCCCCUUGGAAACUAUAGUACAGUUGUCCUGGGUAUAAAAAUGGGAGUGCAAAGGUCAGACCUCUGCUCUGAGUAGGUGCUGUAGAUCUGAGGACAUCCUUAGUCAAGUUUGGAUUAUCUUGACUUAUGUUAAAUCUCUGGCUGACAAGACAGAGCUCAAAGAUCUACGUGUUAAGCUAAUAAGAAGCCAGGGUCUUCUGAACCCAUCCCAUCGCACCUGGGAUGUCAGGUGUGCGGUCCAGUUGCUUCCCUGGACCACAGCAGAGUUUUCUCCAUCGUUCGCCAAACAGACUAGGUGCUGAUGAAUCAAUUGGAUUUGGCCUGUAUGAUGUAACAUUUAGCCACCCAUGCACAACAUCAUGCUCCCAUGGAAUUGAUAUUCCCACCGAGUACUUAAUUGCGCACUGAAAGGCCCAAAGAGGGCAUCCGUGGCAGCUUGAGCCCCUUGGUAUCAUGGGCUGGGUAUCCAAACUGCAUCUUGAGAACCACUUGCAAUGUCUUCCUUUUCCGUUCUAGUUGCUUAGUGUCUUAUUUAUUUAUUAUGGUGUGGCCUUUUGUUUGGUUUUGUUUUUGUUUUUAAAUCUAGAAAGGGGUAAUAAAGCAAAAAAUAGCCCUGAGGUUAGGUGGCUGAGACCCACUGCUCAGGACCGCUGGUAUUGGCUCUGCCUCUGGUUCACUGGCUCUAGCAGGUGUUCUUGUUGUCUUGUUCCCAGUGAGCUACUUUGGGCUUUGCGGUGGGAGCUGGGGUUGAUAAACCCCAUCUCAACCCCAGCGCUAGCUUGAAGAUUUUUUCUAUGGCUCUGCUACGUUUUCGGGCUCUUGGGGAGGUCAGCCAACUCUUCCUGAUUAUGGAGCUGAUUUUCUAGUCUGUGGGUCAGCCACGCCUUUGGACGUUCCUCUUUUCCAUUGUGCCUUGUAAGGGUUUGCUUCUCAUUCAGCAUCAGCGCUUGCCCCUCAGUGAAGAUAAAGGGGUUGGGAGAAGGAACUAGAGGAAAACACUGGUCGUUCAUUCCGUCAUUCACCCAUCACAUGUGUAUUUGAACAUCAAGGUUGCAGAAAUCAACAGCACAUGGACACCAUCCUUGAGGAGUUCAGACCUCUAGGGGGGAGAACAUAGUGCAGUUAAUCCAUGUGCAGCAUCAUGGUAAGCUUGUAACAGAGGUGCCAGCAGCGUAGGCUAAAAGGAGGAAAAACCACAAAACCAUGGACAUUGCGGGAACCUUAACAGAAUGUGACAAAAGUCAAUUUGACAUUUUCAAGCUCUGUACAAUGCUAUGCACCUUGAAACGCUCAAUAAAGUAAUUGUUGACAACUCAUUAGCUGUUCUGUAAAA
This is a messenger RNA of Sus scrofa (pig), 3633 nucleotides long. It is a transcript of the gene ENDOD1, whose product is annotated as endonuclease domain containing 1. NCBI's taxonomy places the organism in Eukaryota, Metazoa, Chordata, Mammalia, Artiodactyla, Suidae. Gene Ontology annotation, molecular function: hydrolase activity; metal ion binding; nucleic acid binding. The record is from RefSeq and is a predicted model, not a curated record.